GUCCCAUACAAAAAGUUGCCAUCGACGAGCAAACCAAAAGGCAUAUGAGAGAAUAACUGAAAAAAAUUCCCAAUCCCAAACCAUAUAAAAAAGGGUGUUAAAACAAGAGCUUGAUAAAUAAAAAGAAAGAAAUCGGCUUAACGAAGAGAAAGAAGACAUUUUCAUUAACGGAAAAAGAGUAGGGACAAAACAUUGUUGUAAGAGAGAGUGGUCAGAUUGUCGAGAAAGGUUUUAUUGCUCUUUGCUAUUUUUGCUUCCCAUUAUCACGAUGAUGUUGAUGCGUUGAACUUGGUUUUAAUUCAAUUGGAAGCUCUUGGGACUUGGUCUGAAGCAACAACAGCAUCAAAACAGAGAGGUCAGACUUAGCUUCAUUCGCUGUUUCAUAACUAAAGUUUCAUGCUUGGGUGGUUUGAAUUGGAAAAGCUGGUUCCUUUGUUUGUGGGGUAAUAUAUAGGAAGACAAGAAGGAAAAGCAUUUCCCAGGAUAAUUGAGUGACUAAGAUUUUCAAGUUUAAUCAUGUCUGUAGCAUUCCUAUGGAUUGUCACCCCAAGCGUAGAGAUAUCCAAUAGCUUCGGGUUCUUCGAUUCCGUCCGAGAUGGAAACCGGCUUUUAGAUUCAUCAAUGCCUGUAUCCCGAGAUUGGGGAUCGAUUAAAGCAAACAAGAGUAGGAAACAGAAAUGGAAUCCUUGCUCCCUCGGUACAGAUUUGAAGUAUUCAUCCGUUGGUGGGUCUGGCUUAGUGGGUGGAAGCAACUUCCCUGUGUUAUCGAGCAUGGUAGCAAACCCUGCAGGAGAAAUGGCUAUAUCAUCAGAGCAGAAGGUUUACAAUGUGGUGCUGAAGCAGGCAGCCUUGGUUAAGAAGCAAUUGAGGUCUAGUGGGGAUCUUGAUGUGAAUCCGGAUAUUGUUCUUCCUGGGACACUGAGCUUGUUAAGCGAAGCUUAUGACCGUUGUGGAGAAGUUUGUGCAGAGUAUGCAAAGACGUUUUACCUAGGAACUCUGCUAAUGACCCCUGAAAGGCGAAGGGCUAUCUGGGCAAUAUAUGUGUGGUGUAGGAGGACAGAUGAGCUUGUUGAUGGGCCUAAUGCUUCACACAUAACACCAACAGCUUUAGAUAGGUGGGAGGCACGGUUGGAUGAUCUUUUUCAAGGUCGUCCAUUUGACAUGCUCGAUGCUGCUUUAUCCGAUACCGUUACAAAAUUCCCUGUUGAUAUCCAGCCAUUCAAGGAUAUGGUUGAAGGAAUGAGAAUGGACCUAAAGAAGUCAAGAUACAAAAGUUUUGAUGAGCUAUAUCUCUAUUGUUAUUAUGUUGCUGGAACAGUUGGAUUAAUGAGUGUUCCAGUCAUGGGCAUUGCACCCGAGUCGCAAGCAACAACAGAGAGUGUAUAUAAUGCUGCCUUGGCAUUAGGGAUUGCAAAUCAGCUAACCAACAUACUCAGGGAUGUUGGAGAAGAUGCUGGAAGAGGUAGGAUUUAUCUACCACAGGAUGAGCUUGCUCAGGCAGGGCUUUCAGAUGAUGACAUAUUUGCUGGAAAGGUGACGGACAAAUGGAGAAAUUUCAUGAAGAAUCAAAUAAAGAGGGCAAGGAUGUUCUUUGAUGAGGCAGAGAAAGGGGUGACAGAGCUAAGUGCAGCUAGUCGAUGGCCGGUAUGGGCAUCCUUGCUGUUGUACCGCCAAAUAUUGGACGAGAUAGAAGCUAAUGACUACAACAACUUCACGAAGAGGGCUUAUGUAAGCAAAGCCAAGAAGUUACUUGCUUUGCCAAUUGCAUAUACGAGAUCUCUUAUCCAACCGUCAAGAACAUCAUCUCUGUUGACGAAGGCAUGAAUCCAAACUUGAACAUAAAAGUGCAGAACUGAUUAUAUGGGGAAUAACUUUGUAAAAAGAGAAAAAUGAAUAGCAUGCAGAAGUUGUAUAUCAUGAGACCUUGUAUUGCAGAUAGUGUUCAUCUUUAGAAGCACCCUCCAAAGGUUCCUUCAAAAGCAAGCAAUGUGACUACCAAAAAAACAAGAGCAACACAUAGGCAAGCAUAGGAUUUAAAUUUCCAUACUCAUUAUAAUUUAUACACGCUUGGAAUAUCAGAAAGCAGCUAAGAAAUUUGAGAUUA
Messenger RNA from Corylus avellana, 2104 nucleotides. It is a transcript of the gene PSY, whose product is annotated as PHYTOENE SYNTHASE. The record is from RefSeq and is a predicted model, not a curated record. Lineage: Eukaryota; Viridiplantae; Streptophyta; Magnoliopsida; Fagales; Betulaceae. Gene Ontology annotation, molecular function: geranylgeranyl diphosphate synthase activity; squalene synthase [NAD(P)H] activity. Gene Ontology annotation, biological process: biosynthetic process.